This is a messenger RNA of Trypanosoma rangeli, 375 nucleotides long. RefSeq names its product putative prefoldin. Gene Ontology annotation, biological process: protein folding. The transcript has a single exon. Gene Ontology annotation, cellular component: cytoplasm; prefoldin complex. NCBI's taxonomy places the organism in Eukaryota, Euglenozoa, Kinetoplastea, Trypanosomatida, Trypanosomatidae. The coding region runs from base 1 to 375 and encodes 124 amino acids. The record is from RefSeq and is a predicted model, not a curated record.
AUGUCUAUUAUCAAGGGGAAAGAGGUGGAGGUCACGCAAGAUGACCAACGCCGUAUCUGCCUUUUUGCGCGGCUGCAUCGUCGGUGCCGUGAGCUGACGGCCGAAAUCGCUAGGCGCAAGGAGGAGCUGGUGAGGCUCAGCGACGCCGCAGACGAACUGAUGAUUACAGACAACGCCAUGUACCUCUUCGGUGAGACCUUCAUGGAGACCGAGAAUGACGAGGCGGAGGAAUGGCUGGAGAAGGACCAGCAACGGCUGCAGACGGAGCAGGCGGAGGCGGAGGCGGAGCUGAAGUCCGUCCAAGUAGCGUUGGGCGAAUUAAAGGCCUCUCUCUAUGCCUCCCUCGGCAACCAGGUGUACUUGGAGGAUGAUUAA